Molecule: messenger RNA, 2193 nt
Organism: Cantharellus anzutake
Lineage: Eukaryota; Fungi; Basidiomycota; Agaricomycetes; Cantharellales; Hydnaceae
Product: Creatinase aminopeptidase
Exons: 22
Coding region: 1-1863 (620 amino acids)
Molecular function (GO): metalloaminopeptidase activity
Source: RefSeq, a predicted model, not a curated record
AUGGAAGAUGAGCAAACUACCACGGGCUCAAAGCUCGCGGCGCUGAGACGUUUGAUGCGCAAGGACGAAAACGAUGUGCAGACUUAUAUCGUGCCGUCAGGAGACCAACAUUCUAGCGAGUAUACUGCCGACUGUGAUGGGAGACGUGCAUUUAUUUCGAACUUCACCGGAAGUGCCGGGAUUGCGGUCAUAACGUUGGGCCAAGCCAAUCUGUUCACGGAUGGGAGAUACUUCCUGCAGGCAUCCCAACAACUAGAUAGCAAUUGGACGCUCCAGAAGCAGGGUAUCAAAGACGUGCCAACGUGGCAAGAAUAUCUUGAAAAGAAAAUUCCCCACCCUAAUCGUGUUGGAGUGGACCCAAGGCUAUUGCCCGCCCCCGAAGCUGAAUCCCUAUCGACGAAACUUAAAAUGAAGGGCUCCAGUCUAGUUCCUCUCUCCGCGAACCUUGUGGACGAAGUCUGGGGCUCUUCCCGUCCGCCUCGACCAGCAUCACGAGUUUUUGCUUUGACUAACGAUUACACAGGCCGGUCAGUGGAAGAAAAGCUUAAAGAGAUCCGUGAGAAGUUGAAGGAGUUGGACGCGUAUGCGGUGGUUGUCAGUAUGCUUGACGAAGUGGCAUGGCUUUUCAAUCUCCGAGGCUCAGAUAUUGCUUACAAUCCAGUGUUUUUCGCGUAUGCCAUUGUGUCAAGAACCGAUGCGACACUUUUCAUCAACGAAGAACAGCUCGAUGAGAGCGCACGGGCUUAUAUUAAAGAUUUGGCAUCUAUCAAACCUUACGAGGACAUUCUCGCCCAUGCCGCAUCCUUAUCAGACGCACGAGUACCGAUUUCCUGGUCGGUGUCUGAUUCAGCGAUUGAGCAGAAAAUACUAAUCAGUAAACUGGCAAGCUGGGCCCUACUCAAGGCAAUAGGGGAGGAGGAAAUUUCCAUCGCAUCACCAGUGGCGGAUGCCAAGGCGAUUAAAAAUGACGUCGAAAUAGAAGGCUUCAGGCAUUGCCACAUUCGAGAUGGUGCAGCACUCGCCCAGUACUUCUCAUGGUUGGAAGAGCAGAUUGCCCAGGGGGUGGAACUCACAGAAUACCAAGCUGCCGAAAAACUUGAGGGGUUCCGAUCCAAGCUAGAUCUCUACAGGGGACUUUCUUUUACCACAAUAUCUUCUACUGGACCAAACUGCGCGAUCAUCCACUAUUCGCCUGAUCCAAAAGAAUCUGCAGCCAUCAAAAGAGAUCAGAUUUAUCUGUGCGACAGUGGAGCUCAAUAUCUGGAUGGUACCACGGAUGUCACUAGGACGUGGCACUUUGGCACACCUUCGUCAGAAGAGAUACGCGCUUUCACCCGUGUUCUUCAAGGUCACAUUGCUAUUGAUACGUGUGUUUUCCCACAAGGUCUGUCAAUUCUUCUUCGUGACGCCUUCGCCCGGCGGGCGCUAUGGAAGGAGGGACUAGACUACAGGCAUGGGACUGGUCAUGGCGUGGGCCAUUUUUUAAAUGUUCACGAAGGGCCCCAAGGAGUUGGCACGAGGAUAGCUUACAACGAGACGCCUUUAAAAGCAGGAAUGACCCUUUCCAACGAGCCCGGCUACUAUGAAGAUGGGAAGUUUGGAAUCCGAAUAGAAAAUGUUGGCGUUGUGAAGCCUGCCCAGACUCCUAAUCAGUUUGACGAACGCGGCUACCUCACAUUUGAGCACUUUACCAUGUGCCCAAUCCAGACUAAACUGGUUGACGUAUCUCUUCUUACGAGCGAAGAAAAAGAGUGGCUGAACGCUUACCAUUCCGAAGUAUACGAGAAGGUGUCUCCAUCAUUACAGAAGAUCGGGGAGGCUCUCGCCAUUGAGUGGUUGAAGAAAGAGUGUGCUGCGAUUUGACACGUCCCACUCUCGCAUAAAGAUAUGUAACAAAACGGCUUGGCUUCACAACAAUUGUUACAAUGAUAUCGCAGCGCUUGUAUUACAUUGUAGCCCUUCGAUGAAGGCUGACACAUGGCAAGGGGCAAGUAACGAAGUUGAUUAGAACCUCAGCCAGUAAAUUUGAUUAACCUGUAUUGCUCUCGAAUUGCCAGUCAUUGAGUUCCUGGGAUGAGGCUGUCCUCCACUUCAUUCGCCAAUGCUUGCGCCUCCUCCUCUCCUUCGACCAGCCAGAGAGCCAGUUUCAGCGAUUCUUGCUCCACGUUCAACACUGACUCGGCGCCCCACAGC